AUGCUUCGUUCUUGUUGUACUUGGUCAAAAUAUGAUCGACCGAAUUUCGUAAAAAUCAUCCGAGAUUUUCAAGAAUCCACAAACACGAAUAAUAUUAUUCCCAUUCAAACCAAUAUAAUUUUGCAUAAACCUCGAGUUUCAAAUGUUCAACAACAUCCAUCUUCACGAAAAAAUUAUUAUCAACAACAAAAAUAUUCUUUAAAUAAAACUUUAUACAAAUCAGAAGAAGAUGCUACUCGUUAUCCAAGGUGCACCAGAAAGACAUCAUAUUGUAUAGCCUCACGAAACAUAUCCGAUGAUGAUGACGACGACGACGAUGAUGAUGAUGACGAGGAUCUUUUUUAA
Adineta ricciae is the source of this 345-nucleotide messenger RNA. Lineage: Eukaryota; Metazoa; Rotifera; Eurotatoria; Adinetida; Adinetidae. The record is from the annotation of a GenBank genome assembly.